This is a messenger RNA of Xenia sp. Carnegie-2017, 5287 nucleotides long. RefSeq lists its product as uncharacterized. The transcript is spliced from 16 exons. Lineage: Eukaryota; Metazoa; Cnidaria; Anthozoa; Malacalcyonacea; Xeniidae. Gene Ontology annotation, cellular component: nucleus. Bases 1 to 4740 code for a protein of 1579 amino acids. The record is from RefSeq and is a predicted model, not a curated record. Gene Ontology annotation, molecular function: chromatin binding. Gene Ontology annotation, biological process: DNA replication; response to ionizing radiation; mitotic G2 DNA damage checkpoint signaling.
AUGGCGGAGAGUCUUCUUUAUGGAGAGAAUUUUAAAAUAGUAUUCCUUAUAGACGUAUGCAAAGAAAAGACAUACAAUGUCUUAAAAGACAAUGAUUAUGCUUUAGAUGUAAAGUCCAGGGCAAUCUCGUUGAGCAUUUUGCGCUUGUUACUUCAUUUUAGGACCGUUAAUGGCGCUACUGGAAAUUGUAAAGAACCUUUAAAAUGGGGUUUUAAAUUCUUCAAUUCGAAACUCCCCAGUUCUGAAUUAAAAAGGCGGAGUUUUUAUGAACUUGACGACAUUUCCUUUGAGUUAUUUCAAGAUGAAUUGCGCGAGCAAUAUAAAACAACUCGAAAUGAAGGAGAAGAAUGCCAAACCCAAAGAGCUGUAAGGUCUGCGAUCAUUAGCACGUCCAAUUUUGGAGGUCUUUCUUGUUCAAUGACCGAGAUCCUACACGAUUUUGAAUGGGUCACUCCUGAUGUUGUGUCACCUUUUAAAAAGGGCAAAGUAGAUGAGUUGAUAAAUGAGAAAAAAUGGUCCCAGAAUUUUGUAUUUGUUGUUGGCGACUCCAGCUCAUGUGAUAUAAACUUCGAACAGUUUGAUGGAACGCCUUCUGCUUCUGACUACGAUGUUGCUUUUCAAAAAAAUUUCUCCCCGGUAUUUUGUGAUGAAUUUUGUAAGAAAUGUGGUUUGUCACUAUUUUGGAUUGAUUUGGGAUCCAUGUUGCUCCCUCAGAAAAACUCCAAGUUGCCUUGUCAGGGUUACAAGAUGAUGUCAUAUGUUACGAAGAAACUUCACGGUAACAUAAUUCCGAUUACGAUUUUCUUGCAAGAAAAUUGGUUUGUCCCGUUAUCCCGAUGGAACCCGACUGUUCUUCCCGUUGAGUCAGCAACGCUGAAGGAAAUUAAUAUGAUCGAGAAGUCUUACAAUUUUUCUUUUAAGAAUAUUGUUACGACAUUUUUAGAAGGAAAGGAAGUCGUCCAAAGAAAUAUGAAUGACAGCCCGCGUAUGCUGAGAAAUGACACCCCAGGUGAUGAUAUCUACGGUUGUUUAUGUUACAGAGAUAAAGAACUGUGUGUUAUUACUUUGUCACCUAUUCUUCCUAAGAAAUCUUGCUUGUUCUCAAACGAAUGCGAUUUGCUGGAUUACAAAGAAGACAGCAAGCCAGACAAUUGUAGGGCCAAUACAAUGAUGGAAUAUGAGACAAUGUCGAAUGAAACUAUUUCGUUUGCUUCCGAAACUAACGGCUUUGCCCAAAAUACAUCGCAAGUCCCACAAGAAUCACUUAAAGGUUUAUCCAGUCAUGUGCAAAGAGACGCGAAAACAGGCACAAAUAUUUUAACCAUAGUCGAUGUCAUUGGUUGUAAACAUGUCUCACCAGCAUGGAUGCAUCCUUCAAAUAUUUAUUCUUGUUUCAAUUUUGACCAAGGCCCUUUGAACGGUGCUGAAGGGGCAACAACAAACGAGUUGUUUCGUCAGUUGUUGUCUUUUAUGUUGUGCAAAACCAUCUGCUUGGUACUUGAAUACAGAGAUCUCGAGACAGGGCAUGAUGUAACAACAGGCAUAUUACAGGCAAUGACAUCUCAGUGUGCCGUCCUCAGUAGAGUUGCGGCCGACCAUUUUCAUGAUUUCGAGAAUGCUGUUUUACGUCAAAAAUUGCACAAACAUUUCCUCGUGCCUAUCGAUGUUACUUCCCAGAAAGAUCGUGGGAAUUUGUUGCCUUUUGAUUUGCAACUUGCCGAGCAGGAUUGGCGAUGCGAUAACAUCGAUGAACUAUUGAAUGCGGAAAGAGUUAACAUUGGACUAAAUUCUUUUCAUGGUUAUGUCGACUCUUUUGAAAAGAACAACUCGAAAAGAAGAAUCUUUACGAAGAAUAUGCUGGAAAAUCUUAAAGACUACUACACUGCGCAAGAAAAAGUAAAUUUGAGUAAUGAGUCUGAGCAAAUGGCCGACGCUCGAACGUUCCCUGGAAGCAGGAUGUGUGCAGAAAUACUACGAACGACACCAGUCUCCGGCGAGAAUUAUGUUCAGGGUGGUCUGUCUGACUGCGUCACUAGAAUUCACCCAAAUGCGGUUUAUAAAAAAGCAAACGAGGUUGAUGUUAUUGACAAUGUCGACGAUCUCAAACUGUGGAUUCAAAAAGGAUACAAACGAUGUUUAAAUCAGGCGCUACCCAUGUUGACCUAUAUCGAUCAUGUUUUUGAAAUGAUUGAACAAUUAAGGAAAUCUGGAGAACUUGAAGACUUGGCCAUUAUCGAUGACGUGUUAAAUACGACUGUGUUUCAUUGUGGCGAGAAUACCUUUGAAAUUUUUGACGAUUUGGGAAAUGGGUCAAGUCCUGAAAGAACAUCUGUAGAGUGCCAAUUGCAAAUCUUUCUUCGUUUGGCAUACGUGGAUAAAAUCAAUUCCUCAAAUCCGAAGAAAUUUGCCAAGCAGAUCACGGGCUUUCUUCGUUCUUUGUCUUUUGUCACUGAUCCGAGUUACUUGAACGAGUUCCUUAAAGACAGCAUCUUAUCAAGGUAUGGUCGCUGUCUACCAGAGCUUCUCCGUCACGUGUACGAAGGCUUGAUGCAACGGCCGCCGAAAGAACUUCUCUCGCCAUUGCACGCGACUAGUGAUGAAGAAACGCCUUUAAAAGAGAAGAGGGAGAUCCUUUCCAGCUCGAAAUCACUUAGUUUUGAUAACAGUGGCUCUGAGCCCGCUCAAGGCUCUCGCGGCCUGCGUCACAGUCACAGUCACAGUGUUGUGGGAGCUCCCGUUAGAAGACGAGAAAUUGCUCUACCAAAGAAGGAAAAGUUGGUGAAAGCUAUGAAAAAGAAAGUUGUCAGUACUGCACACAAAAGAAGUUCAAAAAUAUCUUCUAAUUUGAAAAGAAAAAGUCCUCUUCUUGAGCCAGUCAAAAUGGUUCGACGAGAUUUGUUCGAUGGAAAGUUGAAUCGUAAACCUUCGAUUUCCAAGAAGCAUACAAUCUCUAAUUGUACUGAAACAAACACAGUUCCGGAGACGCCAGAUGCAAAGCAAGUUUCCAAUCGUAUUCUGAAACGACAACAGUGGGCGAGAAAGCGCGCAAAGACAAUGAAAGAUACCACAGUUGUCAAGGAAUCUCCACUUAAACAUGAUGAUGCUGUCUCAAUCUUAUGGAGGAGUCCACGUGUCAAAGCUGACUUGUUUUAUCCUUCUGGUAAACAGUUGAGCAGUAUUUCGUCGAAGCAAUCUGUUUCGACUGAAUGUUCUCGUUUUGCUAUUGACCGUAAUAUACGUCGAAUCAAAAGCCUGAACUUCGAUAACACUUUGACCAGUGUUAGUUUGAACCCUCGAAGAAAGAAUUUAUCGUUAUCGACUGACGAGUGUUUUGAAACUCAAUUUGAAGACGACUUUACCCAUUUUUUUCAGAAAAAAAGCAGUAGCCCCACAAGCGCAAUUAACAUUAAGAAAAUCAGUCCUAAUUUGUACCCCAGUAUCUCCAUCAUUCCUUUUGAAGAACAUCGAAAAUGCUUGAAUGCAGAAUACGAUACAACGCGGAGAUUAUUAGAUUCCAGUAAGAGCUCGAAGGUGGCCUUAGACGAAAAAUAUCAUUCGUUGCCUAGCUUUAGUACUACUUCUUCCUUAAAUGAUUCUACAUAUCCAUGCAUCCCAGAUAAUUCAUUUUCUUGUAAAUCUCCCGUUCUUUUCAAGACGCCGCAAAAAUCACCGAAAUCACCUCCGAUCAAUGUCGAUUCUCAACCAAUGUUUGACAUUACAAUACCCCUGACACCUGUAAAAAGCUCUCGUUACAAGACAAGAAAAAAUAGUUUAACUAUCGACAAUCCACUCAAAACACUCGGCCAAAGAACAGUUUUGACUUGUCAAUCAUCGAACGUGGGUAUGAACCAUAGAAAACAUUUUGAUGAAAUAGAGCAUGAAGAAAAGGGUGAAUUGAAUUCAGUUACAUGUGCCAUAGAUUUGGAAGAACCUGGUUUUAAACCGGAGAAUUUAGACGUUGAAAUAAAUCGAUUCCAAGAUGGGAGAUUUAUUUUUAAAUCGGAUGACGUUAAUCUGUUGUUUGACAAAAAAUCAGAAAUUACCAGGGCUAACUCCAAAGUAAUAAACAAAUGCCUUGACGAUAUUGUCGCACCAUCGCCGAUACUUGGUUGUCGCUCAACGUUACUUGGUCGUGUCUCGGCGUUGAAAUGCUCGACAAUGGUUGAAAUACAUUCCACUGCAAAUUCUGUAAAUGACUCUGUUGUGAAGCAGAGUGAUGAUGGAACAAUAUUUUCAAAGUAUAAAAUUGACGAAGAGAUGAACCAGAAUUCACGUGUUGAUAAUGAAUUACAUAAGAACUUAAAAAAUGAGGAAGCAAAGGAAGAGUUUAAGUGCAACACCAGAACAAAGAGAAAGAAAACUAAGCGAUCACAAGUAAAAAAUAUCAGCCCUUUAAACAAGAUUUUGAAGCAACGUAAGACUACGAGAAACACGGCACCAAUGAUGAAUCGUGAUGAAUCUUCCAAGAAUGGCGAGAUUGCAGUUAAUUCAAGUGUUGUCAAGCCGAAAAGCGAAACGGUGAAUUGUCGAAGAAAAAGAAAGCUUGUAUCUGUUGUGAUUCCAAACACUUCUGACUACGACAAACUUUUGAAACUGCCUAUAAAUUUUCAAGAUAAGCUGGGCUCGGCUGGUUGUUUGCAACCAAGUUUCAAGACUUCCACCCUUUCGACAAAUAGUCUCGAACAUCUUCAGGAGUCUCCACUUCUGCGAAAACGAAAACGAGCGCGUUACAAUUUGUAAAAAUUAUUACUCGAUCCGUUCGAGCUCGAACAAUUUAAUGUACACUAUUACUGAACAACAUAAGUCUAUUUUGCAGUACUAGAAAAUUUUGUUUGACACUUUUUUUUACAAGUAAGUUCUUUAUACGUAGUUGCAUAAUUAAUGAACUAAUAUCUUUAAAGCAUGAACACAACAUAUUUUAUUUCAUUGAACAAAUUCUGAAUAUAUGUUGACUAAAUUAAUGUCACAGUGCUAUGAACUAUUAUUCUCAUAAAAUGCACAUGCAUUUUGCCCAAAAUAACAGCGUUAUUUAAUGAAUGAUAAUUAGGCAGAUUUACUCACUAUUACUGUGUUGUUUUAUAAUGCACAAAUUUAUGUGCAUUUAAUAUAGACGACGAGUUUUUUUUAAAUAGACAUGUUUCGGCAUCUCACGAUGCCAUAUGCAUCAUCAGUAUAAGUGAAUAAUUACAUAAAUGAUACAAAGUUUAUAUAAAAGUAAUAUGAUACAUAAAUUAUAAAAAUAAUAAGGAAAUGAGAUUAAUUAAUAGAAAGCGUGUUGCAAAGGAAA